Molecule: messenger RNA, 701 nt
Organism: Moneuplotes crassus
Lineage: Eukaryota; Ciliophora; Spirotrichea; Euplotida; Euplotidae
Source: the annotation of a GenBank genome assembly
UUGGUUAAUAUAAUAAAUGCUCAAAUAUCAUAAACAAUUCCAGGCAAGCCACAUUAGCCAUUACGAUCUAUAAUCAUGCACUCUCCAAUUGUCUAAUUACGCCAUUGGUGAUUUAAAAAGCUGGAUUAUGAGAAGUAGACAUUGAUAGCAAAGCCUGAUGCUCGCAUUCCUAAAACUCUAUUUCUCUUAAUUGCCUAACUUCAAUUGUAUUCAUAGAUUUCCCAACAAUAGGAACAAAGAAAGAAGUCAGAAAAGUUCUGAGAGAUCUAGUGAAAUUCUGCAAAGAUCUAUUUAAGCCAAUGUGGAAUUUGAGGAAAGUCUUAUUUUGUGAACUCGAAUUCAGACAAAAGCAAAUGAAUUCUUUUGCUGACCAAGACCAAUUUGGAGUCUCCUAUGGGCACCAUAUUAAUGAAAUCUACCAAAUUUGGUGUGUCUUGACCCAGAUGAUGCAAGACUUUAAGAGUCAGGCAACUGCAAAAGCAGAACAUGUAAAAGCCUAUCUUUUUGAAAAAGAUUACAUGACUGACAAUGUAUUCUUGUAUAUUGAGAAAAUAGUGAAGAUGUAUACCAGAAUUCCUUGCUUGUCCUCUAUCUCAAGAUACUUUGGUCCUCUACCAUUCCAGCCUCAACUAUGGGAUGAUACAUUUCAUCAUGUUCUUUUGUAGGUACCAAGAAUUCCAGCUUCACUGAAGAUUAAGCUU